Molecule: messenger RNA, 1059 nt
Organism: Protobothrops mucrosquamatus (brown spotted pit viper)
Lineage: Eukaryota; Metazoa; Chordata; Lepidosauria; Squamata; Viperidae
Gene: NEUROD2
Product: neuronal differentiation 2
Exons: 1
Coding region: 1-1059 (352 amino acids)
Biological process (GO): regulation of DNA-templated transcription; nervous system development
Molecular function (GO): protein dimerization activity
Source: RefSeq, a predicted model, not a curated record
AUGUUGACGCGUCUCUUCAGCGAACCCAGCUUGAUCCCAGAAGUUCAGAAAUUCUCCAGCUGGGCGGACGAUUGUGAAGAGGAUGAUUCGAGCGACAAAGAGGAGCGGAAAAGCAAAAGCUGCCCUCUUCAGGAGGACCCGAACGACUCGGAGGUAAAAGAGGAGAACGACCUGGGUGCCGAUGAAGAGGAGGAGGAGGAGGAGGAGGAAGGCAUCGAGGAAGCGGAAGGCGAUCGGCCUAAGAAACGAGGCCCCAAAAAAAGGAAAAUGACCAAGGCUAGGCUGGAGCGCUCCAAGCUGCGACGCCAAAAGGCCAACGCCCGGGAACGCAAUCGGAUGCACGACCUUAACGCCGCCUUGGACAAUCUCCGCAAGGUCGUGCCUUGUUACUCCAAAACGCAGAAAUUGUCCAAGAUCGAAACCUUGCGCUUGGCCAAGAAUUACAUCUGGGCCCUGUCGGAGAUCCUGCGCUCGGGCAAGAGGCCAGACCUGGUCUCCUAUGUGCAGACUUUGUGCAAAGGUUUGUCCCAGCCGACCACUAACUUAGUGGCCGGCUGCCUCCAGCUCAACUCAAGGAAUUUCCUUACUGAGCAAGGCCAGGAGGCGGGGAGAUACCACGGGCCCAACUCCACCUUUGCCAUGCAUCCCUAUACCUACCAGUGCUCGCGGAUCUCCAGCGCGCAGUGCGCUUCCAGCACCAUGGCUAGCUCCCACGCCUUGCGGACGCAUGCUUACUGCGCCACCUACGAGUCCCUCUAUGGGAAUGCCUCGCCAGAUUACAAUAGCUCGGAAUACGAUGGGCCUCUGAGCCCUCCUUUGUGCGUGAAUGGGAAUUUUUCCCUCAAGCAGGAUUCUUCCCCCGACCACGAGAAAAAUUACCAUUAUUCUAUGCAUUACUCCGCCCUCCCCAGUUCUCGCCCUUCCGGGCACAAUUUAGUGUUCGGAUCUUCGGGAAUGCGCAGUGGCGUCCACUCUGAGAAUGUUUUGCCUUACGACAUGCACCUCCAUCACGACCGAGGUCCGAUGUACGAGGAGCUCAAUGCUUUUUUCCAUAACUAG